Molecule: messenger RNA, 1497 nt
Organism: Protomyces lactucae-debilis
Lineage: Eukaryota; Fungi; Ascomycota; Taphrinomycetes; Taphrinales; Protomycetaceae
Exons: 1
Coding region: 1-1497 (498 amino acids)
Source: RefSeq, a predicted model, not a curated record
AUGAAGCUCAUCAGCGUCAAGAAUGCUAUGAGCCUCAAGCGCAGGUCGCAAAACACGCAGAGCCCUCCAGCAGCGGGUCUCGCUGAAGCACAGCACGUUGUUGAUGCGCGCUUGAACAUCUCAAGCCCGGCGUCGAUUCAGUCUAGCAAAGUAGCUUGGCUACUGGGCCUGGAAGCUCAACCGACUAUUCAGGACGAUACGCGAUCACUACAAACAUACCGCAGCCAGCGUCGUCGCCAGCGUCUGGACGAGGAGCUGAUGUGGUCCGCAAGCGACGAAGAGGAAGCCGACAUCCAAUGUACAACAGCCGAAGACUCGAAGGCACAAUCCAUAUAUGGCGACGACGAGAGCGACGAGGACGACAACUUGUCUGACGCAGAUACCGUCGAGAUCCCAAUCAUGCUCGAAGCUGUCCGUCCACGAAUCCCCACUGUCGUCCCAGCCGUUGUUCCCGAUAGCCCCUUAGACGAAGCCUUUGAAGUCGAGGAGGUGCACGAACUGCCUAGUGCAGAGACUUCGGAAGAUGACCAAGAAAUAAACACCCUUGCGCCUUCCCUCAUUGUUACAGAAGUUCCUGUCGUUGCCGAAGCUGCAGCGGUCGACACUGCUGAAGAAGUUGUCCGUCGGCAGACAUCAAGAACCCCUCCACCAAGCCCACCUAAGAGCGUACGGCGAGCGGCUCUUGCCAAAGCUCGUGUCUCGGUUGCUGCUGUUGAUCGGUCUGCCCUCAUUUACGAAGCGCCACUCACGCUCCCAUCUGUCGAGUUGACACCGCUUGUCGUCGAGCAAGACACAGAGUACGAAGACUUCUGUGAACGUAUGCUCCUGGAAAGCCUUGCUAGACCCCAGUGGCAAGCCCGCGCAACAAGCUCUAGCGUUUCGUCUACCGACAGCCGGCUCGGCCUGCAAACGCCGAGUUUGUCAUCUUCAGCAUCAUCGCUGGCGUCCAUGCAAGGUCUUAAGGUGUCUAGGGAGCAACAAACGCAGCGGGACCAAGCUGCCCACGAAGCCAAGCUCAAACUUGCUGCAGCCCGUAACGCUUUGAAGCGCGUCAAGGUUGGAGGACGAGCUGUGCAAACUCCUGUCUACCACGCCAAAGUCCUUGAACAGGUCGAGGCACUUCGCAUUCAGCUUCAUCGUGGUCAGAACAACAGCUCUACCUCGCUCGCAAGCCUGCCCCAGGAGUCUGAGCUGCCCUCACCGGCAGCCUCAUGUGCCUCGUCCAUCAAGUCAAACCGCUCCAGCAGGCGAUUGACCCGUGAGCGAGACUUUGCUGGUCCAAAGCAAGCAGAUGUUCGCAUCGGUAUUGCUGCACCACGCGACUUGCAGGCUUAUGCACGUUCCAGUGCUGGACAAAGACUGGCUGGUGGUCCUUCAGCUGGACUAGGCCAGCCUCGCUCGCUCAUGCCCGCAAAGCCAAGCGCGAAGGCACGUUCUGCCAUCACCUCUUACAAACCACAAACACACAUCACCAGCAUUGAGGAGCGUCUGCUGUAG